AUGGAGACGAUAUUGCAGAUUGUUUUGAUUGAUGCGACUCUGUACAUCGAGGACUCGAUCCUCAGCAGUUCUGGACCUGCGAGCUACGAUACGGAAGCGGAAAAUGUCACGAACAAAAGCUACAAGGUCAAGCGAGCGGUGUGUUGCCCAGCUGCGCCACCGCAGGACGGCGAGGCCAUGAACUCCGAAAACGACACGCCCUGCUUCGGCGGUGCGCCGGAGCGGGGCGCCGCCGCCGGGGUGCUGACGGUGUCGGAGGGCGGCGACCGGUUGUCCAUGACUCGGGACCGGACCCCGACAAUGGCGGGCGCCUGCGCGGCCGCGCUGGCCGAGGACAGCUGGGUCUCCAGGCCACCGCCAGUGCCCGACGUGGCGCCCGGCGGCGAGGUGGCGCUCCGAGCAGACGGCCAGAUUUGCACGGCGGACGCCGCGCCAGUGCCAGAGUUCGGAGGGCCCGCGUCGUCCCUGAACGGCGCCGGGCCCGGCGCUGCCUCCGCUGCGGCUUCCUUUACGGCAUCGCUGCCGGCGCUGGCGCCCACGGGCGACCGCCAUGCGGGGAGCCUGGCCGCUGGGCGCCGCGGGGGUGGUCUCUCGAAGUUGUCGCACUUCAUCGGGUCACUGGUCCUGUUCUGCCCUGCCACCUUCCACGAGCGGAUCGGCUGGACACCCGGCGGAGCCCUGGCCCACCUUGCCGUUCACUUAGGUGGCAUCAAGACACGCAUUGCACCACAGAUGCUGCACGCCGAGGGUCCAAGGGACCACUGCUUCUCCGGGCCCGCGCUGGAGACGGAGCCAGAGUCGGAGAGAUGA
Molecule: messenger RNA, 810 nt
Organism: Prorocentrum cordatum
Lineage: Eukaryota; Dinophyceae; Prorocentrales; Prorocentraceae
Source: the annotation of a GenBank genome assembly